AUGCCUUUCGGUCUCAAAAUUCAAUUUCGGGGCAUCCUUAGUUUAUAUGAUACUCUGUUAAAUAAAGAGGAUAUAUUGAGUCAAGUAGAACAAGAGUUGGAAUUGCUACGGACAGAGGUGGUGGCAUCGCGAGCUGAAUGUCAAAAUGGCCAAGAAUUGUCAACCAGGCUAAAGGAGGAUUUACAAAAAGUGCAGAAGGAAAAUGAUAUGCUGUCUCAGCGGAGGAUAAAGCUGACAACGGCUCAGGAAGGUGCAGAAAAAAAGAUUACAGAGCUGAAACAGAGGCAGCAGGAGCUGCAAGACUUUAUCCAGCAACUUUCUUUAGACUUGCAGAAGGCUCAAUCUGUUGGCUGUUGCACUGAGAAGAGAUUAACUGAAGUCCAGGAAAAGUAUGAAGCAUUAAAUUUGCAUCAUGAACAGUUUAAGCACAAGGUGGGAGUUCAAAUUGAAGAAAAGGACGCAUUAAUAGUGCGACUUCAAGAAAGAGUCAACUUGUUGGAAAAGACUCUUGAAGGAAGUUUCUCUGGCGAUAAAAGACUGCAGGAGCUGCUGAAGGAGAAAGAUACUCUGGAGAUUAAAUUAGAUGAGACCAGGCAACAGCUGCUGGAGGCAAAGACUCUACAUUCAGACAGUGUUUCUCAGAUGGAAUCCCAGGUAAACAGAAAUCGGGGCCUAAGCGGCAGCCGGGACCUGUCUCGCCUGCGGCCUCCAGUACGCAGCAGCUACGUGGGGGGACGCCGAAAUCGGUCACCCUUGACCACCCGGCCUCUCCCGCGGACCUCUCGGGGACUAUUACCGAACGCCGGCCGACACUCUCCCCGGUGGGCGGAGCCACCUCCCCGGCUGGCGAUCCAUCACGGGCUCAUCUACUACCUGGUGUGCCGGAACCGCCCACGACAUCGGGGCCUACGCAGCGACCGGGACCAGACUCACCUACUGCCUUCGGGCACCCCUAUCAACCCGGCCUCUCCAGCGGAUCUCCUGGGGACUGUCCCCGAAAGCUGUCCGACACUCUCCCUGGGGGGCGGAGCAACGACCCCGGCCUGCAGUCCAUCACAGGCCCUGCGGCGCGUGUGCGGGAAAUCCAGCCAAUUUAAAAACAGGCAGCAAUGCCUGUUAACAUGCAAGGUUGCAAACUUUAAUGCUCGAACUGAAGAGAAUACUCAGGAAAUCUCACUAAGGGAUAAAGAACUGAUUAGAAAGAAUGAAGAAGCUGCUAUCUUAACGCAAGAUUAUGAUGCCCUUGUAUUACAAAUGCAGCAGUUGCAUUGUGACCUGGAGAAAUACAAAACCAGAGCAGUCGAGAGUGAGGAGUCUUCAGCAAGACGUGCCUUUUCUGUAAUGGAUCACCUACAAGAGCAGAAGGUGGUUCUUCUGGCUACUGAGUCACAGGUCUCCUCAGUGCAAGAAGCAGUUGCUGCUCGGCACGAACCUCUGAAUGGCACUGCCACCCUAAAAUCCAAUGGUGACAUUCCACAGUUACAGAGGGAGAACCAGGAGCUGGAGCUACAGAUUGUGGAAAAGAAUAAGACUAUAAAACAACUUCAGCAGAGGAUGGUUGAGCUGAAGAAGACUUUACAGAAAGAGCUGAAACUAAAACCAGAACCAGAGGUAAAUGAUGUGCGAGAGAAGCCAAAUCCUGAUUCACUGGCAACCUCCCUCACUGUGACUAGCUCAUCUGAUCUUACUGACUCACGAGAGAUGAACUUUGAGUACCUGAAACAUGUUGUGUUGAAGUUUAUGUCUGCUCGGGAAGCAGAGGCUUUUCAUUUGAUAAAAGCUGUAUCUGUAUUGCUCAACUUCUCUGUGGAGGAAGAAAAUCUUCUUAAAGAGACACUAGAAUAUAAGAUGUCUUGGUUUGGUUCUAAGCCAGUUCCAAAGGGUACACUUCGUCCAUCUAUCUCUAAGUCGAGGACAACCUGGUCCUGAGCUCAGGGGGAUGCUGGAACUGCCUCCUCUUUGACUACAUUUUU
Messenger RNA from Nanorana parkeri, 1973 nucleotides. It is a transcript of the gene GOLGA1, whose product is annotated as golgin A1. Lineage: Eukaryota; Metazoa; Chordata; Amphibia; Anura; Dicroglossidae. The record is from RefSeq and is a predicted model, not a curated record. The transcript has 15 exons. Gene Ontology annotation, cellular component: Golgi apparatus. The coding region runs from base 1 to 1929 and encodes 642 amino acids.